Nymphaea colorata (pocket water lily) is the source of this 919-nucleotide messenger RNA. RefSeq lists its product as uncharacterized. NCBI's taxonomy places the organism in Eukaryota, Viridiplantae, Streptophyta, Magnoliopsida, Nymphaeales, Nymphaeaceae. Bases 207 to 551 code for a protein of 114 amino acids. The transcript is spliced from 2 exons. The record is from RefSeq and is a predicted model, not a curated record.
UUCCUCUUUGCAUGCAUGGUUUCCAAGUUCUUGCAGCAGCCGGAGGCGUCCAACAGUUGGAGAUUUAUGCAAAGUCGGAGUGAGUGAAAGCUUGGAAUUCAUGCUCAAUACGCGGUGAAAGUGUUAUCUUUUAUGCAUCUAACCGUUGGACUUGCAAACACAAUGACGAGAGAAUUUCUCCCCCUGUUAAGGUGUGGACUAGCUGCAUGGAGUUCGUCCCAUCGAUGCAGUUAUCGGGUAGCGAGACAUGGAAGCUGGCACCUUGGCUUCAACUGGGCAUAGAACGGUGCAGGUGGAAAUGGAGUGAGGAAAUCAGAGUGCACAUCAGCAUAGCUUCCUCGAGUGCUAAUUAUAGUAAAGUUGCAGUAGCUGCAAAUGGUAACUUGUUGAUUCGGUCAGAUAAUUUACAUGAAUCUGCUACUGAACACAACUCUCUGCUAAGGAUACGAUGCUCAUGGGAAAUCACUGUCCGGCCAUUGAGGUAUGUCGUCGAUCUGAUGCUUCCCAUGGAGGGACGGGAGCUCAAAGAAUGGGGGGUCGCAGGAGUUUGACUGAGCAUCGAUCAUAGAUCGUUCCACAAUCUCCGGCUUUCCCCUUUCCUACGGUGAGGAGCCAUUUCUUUUUUCUUCUCUGUGAACAUUCUUUUUCAGGGAACCCACAGCAGCCGUCCGCGGGAAACGAAUUGUUGGAGUUGUGAGUCAAUUCCAUGCUUUUGCUUCUAUGCCUCCCUUUCAAUGCUAGAAGAAGAGCAUGCACGAAUUGGGUCUCAAGCUAGAGGCUCUUGAAGCCACUAAGUUGAGCAUCCUCAAACUCCUGCUGGCGAUCACAGCUAAGGAAAACUGCUUGCUGCUUGGCAAAAGUUUGUUAAAAUGUCUCAACGAAUUGUCAUUGUGAAAUUCACUUGAGCAACCGUCAAAAC